Molecule: messenger RNA, 1017 nt
Organism: Prosopis cineraria
Lineage: Eukaryota; Viridiplantae; Streptophyta; Magnoliopsida; Fabales; Fabaceae
Exons: 3
Coding region: 1-1017 (338 amino acids)
Molecular function (GO): catalytic activity
Source: RefSeq, a predicted model, not a curated record
AUGAUCAUCAUUUCUUGGAACUAUCGGGGAGCAGGAUGCAAAGCUUUCCCGGGUAUCAUUAAAGAUCUUGUUCAAAAGUAUAAAGUUGACAUUCUCUGUCUUCAAGAAACACGUAUUAGUGGUUCAAAGGCUGAUUGUGUUGUUCGUUGCUUGGGUUUUGAUAAAUGGAUUAGACUUGAAGCUAUUGGAUUUUUCGAUGACUGGAUUGUGCUUGGUGACUUCAAUGCAUUCUUACGUGCUGAUGACAAGCUUGGUGGUUCAGGUCUAACUUGGUUUUCCCUUUCAGAUUUUCAUAAUUGUAUCAAUGAUUUGGGGCUACUUGAAUUACUUAUUAUUGGAGACAAAUACACUUGGGAGGGUCACAAUGUGAAAGAACGUCUUGAUUGGGCUUUCUGUAACCUAUCCUGUGAAUUUAAUCAUCCAAACAGUAAAGAGCAUCAUCUCCUCAAAUUUAAAUCAGAUCACAAAGCAAUUGCCAUUUCAGAUGUACUCACUCAUAACUCACCCAAUAGACCUGCCCAGUUUAAAUACCAAGUUGCUUGGAAUCUUGAACCUGACUUUGGAAAUCUUGUUUCAAAUGCCUGGCUGAAUCAUGACUGGGUUGAUGGUGUUUCUUCUUUUCAAUCUUCUAUAAACUCAUGGAACGAUUUGAAGAAAUCUAGAUGUCGAUGGUUGCAAUGGGGUGAUAAAAACACUAAAUUCUUCUAUGCCUCUGCUGUUAUCAAGAAAAGGAGAAAAAGGAUUGAGGCAUUAAAAAAUGACGCGGGUGACUGGAUAGAAGACUCUGAAUCCUUGAAAUCUAUGGCCUCAGAGUACUAUAAGAAUUUAUAUUCCAAAGAUAUAAAUGCCAUACCUGAUUCAACAUGGCCUAAUUACUUCCCUCAAAUUGAUAGUGAGACCCUCCUUUAUCUCAAUUCUGAUGUUACUGAUAUUGAAAUAAAAAAUGCAGCUUUUGCAUUGGACGUGUUCAAAGCCCCAGGACCGGAUGGAAUUCAAGCACACUUCUUUCAUAGCUAA